Molecule: messenger RNA, 743 nt
Organism: Raphanus sativus (radish)
Lineage: Eukaryota; Viridiplantae; Streptophyta; Magnoliopsida; Brassicales; Brassicaceae
Exons: 3
Coding region: 182-529 (115 amino acids)
Cellular component (GO): mitochondrion
Source: RefSeq, a predicted model, not a curated record
AGGUCUUCUCGUUUAGUAGGGUUUACACGUUUUCGACUCGGCGAGAAAUCAAGGAAAUGAGUACAGGGUUGUGGGUUUUGCAGAGAAUCGUGAAUUAGGAGUGUUGAUAUUGUGGAUUUGGCAGAUUAUCGUGAGUUGUGAUCUCUACUUUAGAUCUGUGGAAGGAGAAUAGAGAGGAGGAAUGGCGAACAGGAUUGCAAUGCUGGUCUCGGAAGCAAUGAACAGCAAUGCUGUGAUAAACACGUGUCUUGGAGUAUCGUUUGUGGUUCUGGGGCUUAGAUCUGAUAAACAGCAAAAGUAUGUCGAGGCCUUGCAGGAGCAGAAAGAUUCGCUGUCCAAGUCUAACAAGGAUAUGAAAGUUACAAUGUGGGAGUGGAAACAACAGCUCUUUGCUGAAGCCACCUCUGCUGGUGCUUCCGCGGUUGUUCCUCUCUCCACUCUUAAGGCCAUCUAUGGAGAACUCACCACCCAAUCUGGUGAAGCAGUCAAAGAAGAGUCUAAAGUGUCUACCCCCAGGAUCAUGGUUUGAGAGGAUUUUAGUCUCGUGAUUUGCAUUUGUAAACAUCAAACUGUCUGUUGUUGUGAUUCUAAAAUAAGGUAAGACCCUCUGAUAUGUGAUUGUGGUUAAGGCUUUUCAUUAUUGGAACCCAUUGGUUGAAAGUGGGACUUGCAUGAAUAAUUGAUGACUGAUACGGUAUAUGAAUUCAGGAGCAAGAACGUAUGAAUACACAUUUGAUUGAUCA